Daucus carota subsp. sativus is the source of this 1360-nucleotide messenger RNA. RefSeq lists its product as uncharacterized. Lineage: Eukaryota; Viridiplantae; Streptophyta; Magnoliopsida; Apiales; Apiaceae. The transcript has a single exon. The record is from RefSeq and is a predicted model, not a curated record. Bases 397 to 1164 code for a protein of 255 amino acids.
UUAUGAUAUAGUAUUACUUAAAAAGGUCUAAACGUUUUAGCAGCGAAUCUAACUUGCCAAGUCAGAGUGUCGAACACAAAACUCAACCGAUGCUGUCAAGCUAAUGAAAAAAUUAUGAAAUGCUGUCAGGUGUUGAACUGUUAAAUACUCUUUCUGUAAGCACAUUCGAUUUAAAAUAUGUGCUUGCUUGUAAUAAAGGUAUUGAUGUAAAGAGGAUCCACAGCCUACAACACAAGACCCGUACAAUACUGUGUCAGAUUCUUUUUCUUUUUCCUGCCCAACUAAAGCCUCCUCUCUCUCCCUCUCUCUUGUCCUGUCCCCAUCGUAUAUUUCAGCAGCCCAACUCACUCCCUCAUUUUCCUGGUACUAAGAACUCGUUUACAACCCACCUGAAGAAUGGGUUGCUGUCUAAGCACAACCGUCACUGCCACCCCCGCCGAGCCCCCGGAUCACGAUGCCGUCGCUACUCAAAACUUCCCGGAGAAAGAAGUAGUUGACCAAGAAGAGACAGUGAAAGAAGUACUCUCCGAAACACAAACACCCUCCACUUCUUUAGCUAAAAUAGGUAACACAACUCAUGAAAACAAUAGUGAUGGCGUGAAAAAACCUGUCGAGGAAGAACCAGAGACGAGUUUCGUAUCCGAAAUGUACAGCAUCAGUGGCAGCUUUUCUGCAACUACGAUCCAUGAUGGCGACGAAGCUGGUGAAGUUAAUCAAAGAAUAGUCCAUCUCUCUCCAGCUAAGAAGCGUUCUAGUUGUGUCGUAAACGCGAGAGCCAAACGUGGAGGACUCAGAUCCCUGGAGCCAUCUAAUCCUCGCGUAAUCACUAAAGGCUAUAAAUCUCCAGGGCCUUCGAGUGAGGUACUAAAGUCUAGGCCGGCUCGAGGAAGAACAGCUUGUUCUACGCUCCCGCGACGCAAUGUAGGUUUAGUCGAGGGGUCGGGCCGAAGAUCAGUGGCAUCAAGUUCAGCAGCUAGUCAAGUGAUCAGAAGCCGAAGACCAGCAGUUUCUUCGAGUGUGAGUGGUGUGACCGGAUGUCCCGGUGGGCGGUCACAGGUAAGAAAGUUGGAAGAGAGUCAAGGAGCAGAGGAUCAUGAGGGAGCCUUUUCGAGAGAAUCACUUGAUAAUCCUCGUGUCUCACUUGAAUGCUUUAUUUUCUUGUAAGACCAUCUUCAACUCAUAACACCAUUUUGGUGUGAAAAAUACGUCAAUUUGGUGUGAAAACUACACCAAAUCAAAAUUUCACUCCAACCCAUCAACACCAUAUCCUACACCAAAAAGAAUCUUUUGCACAUUAAAUGGAAUAUUCUCUCUUUUUAAGUUAUUUAUAUCAUUAUUGAAUUUGUACUUAAAUUUUAAC